GAUCCAAGCAGGGUGCAUGAAGUGGAGAGCAGCUUCUGGAGUCAUGUGCGACAAGAGGAUCCCGCUAAAACCGAAAGGCAAGUUCUACAGAGUGGCUAUUAGACCGGCUAUGGUACACGGGUUAGAAUGUUCGUCCCGGAUGGAGGUGGUUGUGCUAAGGUGGAUUUGCGGGAAGAAACUAUUAGAUAGGUACCCCACAGGAGUUUUUAGAGAAGAACUUGAAGUAGGAUCCAUCAUUAACAAGCUAAGGGAAGGACGCUUAAGAUGGUUUGGUCAUGUCAGGAGAAGAGACCAAGCUGCUCCAAUAAGGAGAGUAUAAUCUAUCCACGUUGACGGUGUAAGAAGAAGUGGAAGGCCAAAGAUGAGGUGGGAGGAGCGACUAGCGAAGGACCUAAAAGCUCUGAUGCACGGAAACGUCCAGAAGGUAGCGUACCCCGUAUCGGAAACUCGUCGGGGACGGAAUUACCUAUGGGGACGGCUGCGAAACGUUUCUUGGCCGUUUCCAAAAAUUUGGGGACGUUCCUUGACUGCUUCGAUAAGUCAACUGGCGUUUCUUCACCGUUUCUAGUUUUGGGGACGUCUUCGGUCUUCAUCUUCUUCAAAAGGAAUUUCAUGUUUAACUUGGCCACCAUUAUUACGGAACAAAAAGGGUUUUACUUACAUCCAAGGGCGGAACUACCUUGACACAAGGUAGGUCCAUAGACCUAUGUUGGAGAUAUGAAACCUAAAGGGUGUUUGAACGAUAGAAUUGAACAUUGAAACUGAAGCUUUGUUGUUAAUGGCGGAUGAAGAAGAAAACUAUAGUACUUUGUCUUAUCGAGGUCACAUGUGUGUAUUACUUUUUUAUGUGGAGGGGAGUAAAAUAUUAAAAAGGGGGGUGAAUUUAUAUAUAGACAGGUGUAAUGCUCUAAUGGAUGGAUGGAGUUUGAGAUAGAUGGAUGAGAUUUAGGAUUAAUCUGACCAAGGCUUUAACUAUAAAAUGUUUUUUAAAUAUGAAGAGCAUACGUUGACUUAUUUGUAGCCACCAGAACUUUGUUUUUAAAAUCAUAUUUACAUGUAGUGGAAUUGUUUUAAAAGAGCUUGGCUUAUCGGAGGACAUGACGUCGGAUAUGAUGGCCCGGAGAACUAAGAUUAGAGUAGAGGAUUAGGUUAGGGUAGAUAGCUGAGUGACUAAGAUCGACAUUUUUUUCCCAUAUGGCUUUGCCCAAGGAUGUGAGGGAUGGUUGGGCCUGGAGAAGUGGGCCCAACUUAGGUGACUCGAUGUUACGAAGGGGUUUGACCUAACAAAUUAAGAGGUAGGUCGAUGAAGGGAGAAGGACAGGAUACCAAAUGCUCUAAAGGAGGUCCCUAGCGGAGGACGUGGACAAGGGGCGAAAGGCAUAUGGGAUUAGAUUAUGUAGACUAUUUACUUAGACUUGUUACUUAGACUUUGGUUUUCAGUGACCUCUGUAUUGGUUUUGGCCUUGUGUAGAGGUAGGCCUAAACCGAGGGGGGAGGUCACGCACUCACGCUAGGCUGACCCCAAAAUGCUUGUUUGUCGGAGGACAUGACCAUUGAAAGAGGAUUUAGAGGACUAGGAUUAGUUUAGGGGUUUGAGAGUAUAUGUGAGGAAUAGGAUUUAGUCUAGCUAGGCGGCCUUAGUACUUUGUUCCAUAGGGUGUUUAGCACCAGUUAUCUUUCUUGCACGGUUGGUUCCAUUUUUAUAUGCAUGUAUGCAUGUCGUUUCCUUAUACCAUGUUGGCUAGUGUAUAUGUAUUGUGGAACCUCUGCUAAAGUACGUUAGGUUGAAUGCUUGCUACUCUCCCACGCUUAGAGACAGGUAUGUCCUUCUUUGCUAUCGGCGACCGACAGUUUUUCAAGGAUAGACAUUACUUGGAGAAGGAUUGGGGGCAAUACUUUUAUGAUGAUAAUGCCAAUGGAAGACUCAUUUUAUUUGAGGCUGGCUGUGGAGCUGGUAAUACAAUAUUUCCUCUUGCCAAGAGUUAUCCUCAACUUUUUGUUCAUGCUUGUGAUUUCUCACAUCAUGCAAUCUCCCUUGUUAAGUCGAAUCCAAAGUUUCGUGAAGAUCAAAUGAAUGUUUUUGUUUGUAAUAUUGCAGAAGACAAUCUCUGCGACCACGUUGCAUCCGCAUCCGUUGAUGUUGUGACAUUAGUUUUUACACUGUCUGCAGUUUCUCCCGAGAAGAUGCCCACUGUCAUACAAAACAUUAGAUGUGUAUUGAAGCCUAAUGGUCAUGUUCUUUUACGGGAUUAUGCUGUUGGGGAUUAUGCUCAAGAGAUGCUAAUAAAAAAGAAUCAAGUUAUUAGUGAAAACUUAUAUUUUCGUGGAGAUGGCACUUCUUCCUUCUACUUCUCAGAAGAUCAUUUGUCAAAUUUAUUUGUAACAGCUGGAUUUAGUCUAGUGGAUGUGAAUACAUACAACAGAGAAAUAAAAAAUCGAGCUCGAAAUAUUACCAUGCAGCGGUUUUUGUUUUUAUUAAUUUCCAGCGAGUCAAACGGGUGAAGUUCAAUCAAAAUAAGUUAAAAAGGCAGGAUAAAUAGAUUGAGCAGGUCAAAAGUGUUCCAAAGAGUAGUUACAGUUUAUAAAACUUAUUGAAUCGUUUUAUUCAAAUAGUUGUAACAUUAGUAAUGUAAUAUAAUUUUUGUUAUCAUAAUACUAAUUGGUUAUAGAAAAGUUAAAAAUUUGGACUA
Messenger RNA from Erigeron canadensis, 2690 nucleotides. RefSeq names its product tRNA N(3)-methylcytidine methyltransferase METTL6-like. The transcript has 9 exons. NCBI's taxonomy places the organism in Eukaryota, Viridiplantae, Streptophyta, Magnoliopsida, Asterales, Asteraceae. The coding region runs from base 1789 to 2502 and encodes 237 amino acids. The record is from RefSeq and is a predicted model, not a curated record.